Messenger RNA from Poecilia reticulata (guppy), 4863 nucleotides. NCBI's taxonomy places the organism in Eukaryota, Metazoa, Chordata, Actinopteri, Cyprinodontiformes, Poeciliidae. The record is from RefSeq and is a predicted model, not a curated record.
CCCCUGACCAAAUGGAUCAGUAACGAAGGAGAUGUAACCAGGAAGGAUUUAUGAGGGCUUUCCUGAAGGCAAACUGGCUCUUUUGAGACUAUGCUGGCUGCUCAGCUAUUCUUUCUCAUCAGCCUGCUCUUUGUCAUCCGGCUGGAGCAGAGCCGAGGGAAGGACGUCUCAUUAGAGGCUGAAAAACGUAGAGGAGGUAAUGAGGUCAUUACCUCAUCUCCAGUAUUGGCAACAGAAGUGGAUCAAGACAUCAGCUUCGGAUACAAAGGGUCUCGUCUCCGACAGGAAGACUUCCCACCCCGGAUUGUAGAGCACCCGUCUGAUUUGAUUGUGUCCAAAGGGGAACCAGCUACGCUCAACUGUAAGGCAGAGGGCCGUCCAACCCCGACAGUGGAAUGGUACAAAGAUGGCGAGCGCGUUGAGACGGACCGAGACAACCCGCGCUCCCACCGCAUGCUGCUGCCCAGCGGAUCCCUCUUCUUCCUGCGCAUCGUCCACGGACGUCGAAGCAAGCCAGACGACGGCAGCUACGUCUGUGUGGCCCGAAAUUAUCUGGGCCAGGCGAUCAGUCACAAUGCAUCCCUGGAAGUAGCUAUUUUGCGAGACGACUUCAGGCAGAACCCCGUUGACGUCAUGGUUGCCGUUGGAGAGCCUGCGGUGCUGGAGUGCCAACCCCCCCGUGGACACCCAGAGCCCACAAUCUCCUGGAGGAGAGACGGCGCCAACUUGGAUGACAGAGACGAACGCAUCACAAUCCGGAGCGGCAAGCUUAUGAUCACCAACACCAGGAAGAGCGACGCGGGGAAGUACAUCUGCGUGGCCACUAACAUGGUGGGGGAGAGGGAGAGUGAGAUUGCGGUACUCACUGUGCUAGGUAGUAUUUACUCCUUUUGUUAUUCCACUAUAGCGUGUGUGUGUGUGUGGUUUUUUUUUAAACUGCUUCACUUAGUCGAAAACAAUAAGCUUKGGGUAGAGGGGUUAUUUUGUUGUCAUCCAGUGAGAAGAUGUUGCUGUAUGGUCAAGUUCUGCAUCACUCAUUCCACUGUUCUUUUGUUUCUUCCUUCUCUUCUAGUCGACACGGUGCCCCCCGCCUUCGCCGUUCGCCCCAGGAACCAGGUGGUGUCGGUGGGCAGGACGGUCACCUUCCAGUGCGAAGCCACGGGCAACCCGCAGCCGGCCAUUUUCUGGCAGAGGGAGGGCAGCGAGAGUCUUCUGUUCUCCUACCAGCCGCCACAGCCCUUCAGCCGUCUGUCUGUCUCCCAAAUGGGCAGCUUAACCAUUACGGACGUUCAGCGCUCUGACGCGGGCUUCUACAUCUGCCAGGCUCUCAACAUAGCUGGCAGUGUCAUUACUAAAGCUCUGCUAGAAGUUACAGAUGCUGGAUCAGAGCACCCCCCUCCCGUCAUCCGGCAGGGUCCCGUCAAUCAGACGGUUCCCGUUGACAGCACGGUCGUACUGGGUUGCCAAACUGUUGGCGCUCCGCCUCCCACUGUCCACUGGAAGAAGGACGGCACAGUGGUCUCUCCGGUGGAUUCUCGGAUGUCCCUAACAGAAACGGGGUCACUGAAGAUCCACUAUGCAAAGCUGGGCGAUUCAGGGUUCUUCACAUGUGUUGCUUCUAGUCCGAGUGGAGAGGCUUCCUGGACCGCAUAUCUGCAAGUGGAAGAGUUUGGCGUUGUUGUCCAGUCUGGUCAUCCCAAAGACUCCCACCUGAUUCCUGGUGCUCCGUCUAAACCUGAAGUUUCUAAUGUUAGCCGGAUGUCUGUCACGCUGUCAUGGAAAUCCAGCCCUAAUCCUGGCGUAGYGCCCACAUCCUACUUAAUAGAAGCAUUCAGCUAUACGUUAGGAAACAGAUGGGUGACCUUAGCAGAGCAUGUGAAGACUGAGUCCCAUGUUCUGACUAAUCUGAAACCUGGAGCUGUUUAUCUCUUCAUGGUCAGAGCCAGUAAUAUUUAUGGCCUUAGUGAUCCCAGUCCAAUCUCUGACUCAGUCAGAACUCAAGACAGCUCCUCCACCAUGCAGGGRGUGGACCACCGUCACAUCCAGAGAGAACUGGGAGAUGUUGUGAUCCACCUACACACACCGACAGUCCUGUCGUCUUCAGCUGUCCGGGUGCACUGGAUGGUGGAACAGCAGUCCCCUUACAUCCAGGGCUACAAGGUGCUUUACAGGGUAUCCGCGGAGCAUGGGCAGCCGGAAUCGCAGUGGGCUGUUCUGGAAUUGCGUGCCCUGCCGGAGGACGGGGUGGUGAUCAGUCAGCUAAAGAAGGGAUGCAUCUACGAGUUCAAAGUGCGACCUUUCUUUGAUGAGUUCCAAGGAGCUGACAGUGAGGUGAAGGUUGUCAGGACAUUGGAAGAAGCCCCRAGAAGAGCUCCCCARGGURUUACAGUMACGAAGAGCGAUGCCAAUGGGACUGCUAUCCUUGUUUCCUGGAAGCCACCUCCAGAGGGGGGAGAGGAMGGAAUCAUUCAGGAAUACAAGAUCUGGUGCCUGGGUAACGAGAGCCGCUACCACGUGAAUCAGUCGGUGGAUGGGUCAACYUUCUCUGUGCUCAUUCCCAGUCUGGCUCCAGGAAUUCGCUACAGCGUAGAAGUUGCAGCGAGCAACGGUGCCGGGCCGGGAGUCAAGAGCRAUGUGGCGUUCUUUCAAUUAGAUUCUGCCGGCCAGAUGAUGGACAUCAGUGACAAAAGAGGCACCUUGUCCCAGAUCUCAGAGGUGGUGAAGCAGCCGGCUUUUAUCGCAGGCAUUGGCGCCACCUGCUGGCUCAUCCUCAUGAUUUUCAGCGUGUGGCUGUACCGUCAUCGCAAGAAGAGGAGUGGCCUCAACAGCACAUACACCGGCAUCCGGAAGGUCCCAUCUUUUACGUUUACACCUACAGUGGCAUAUCAAAGAGGAGACACUGUGUGCGGAGCUGGCAGGCCUGUCCCUCUCAGCAUGGGCGAGCCUCUGAACCAGCUGUGGCUGCCAGACAACUGGCCAAACGCAUGUGCCAAUCAUAAGGACUGCAGCAUCAACUGCUGCAAUAAUGGCAACGGCACCAGUGACAGCAACAUGACAACAUACAGCCGACCAGCUGACUGCAUUGCCAGCUAUGGAAACCACCCAGAAAACAAGCAGGGGGGACAGCUUGGUUCUGAGACCCCCAUAUACAGCGACGUGAAUCUCUCCAGCAAGCUCACUGAGAUUAAGACGUUCAACAACUCCAACUUUUGCUACACGAGCCCGGGAGGAGACUCGUCGGGCACGUACGAGCCCAUACCGUAUGCCACCACGCAGCUCAUUCAGGCCAACAUUAAAAACAAGGCCGCCGCCAGCUGUGCAGCCGAGCCCCCGGACAUACCCUGCUGGAAGCAGCCGCCCAACCUGCCGCCGAUACCCAAGGAGAUGGCAGCGCUGAUGCAACACAGCACAGCCGAACAGAGCUGUAACGAUCUGCAGGGAAGCGAGGGCAUGAUCCACCCCAAGACCAUGCCGUACAACCAGACCCGCGACCACAGCACAGGAGGCUCCCACCAGAGCUCCGACAGAGGCAGCAGCAGCACCUCAGGGAGCCAAAAUCMAAGGAAAGGAAUGCGGGCCCAGAAGAUUCCCAAACACAACGCGGUGAACUGGGGGGACGCCGUGUCCGAUCCUCAUCCRAACGCCUGGGACUGCGACGAGUACAGUCUACCCAUGGAGAGGAGCUUUGAUCCAGAGGAGAGACUGGACAGCUGCCCCACUCCCCCGGUCAGAGGAGUAGCCUCAUCAACUACUGAAGCGUCCUGCAGCGGCGUACCCGCCACUCCACCGCAGGGAGACCUUAGCAACGGCCUGCAGGAUGGAGCCGAACACCUCACCCACACAUACUGCUCUAUACUGGACACAGACGGACCGGAGGAGAACGAGGAGGAGGCCGACGAGGAGACUGAGGCCGUGCUGGCGGAAGAUCUCUACAGCCAAUCCCAGCACCACCUGAAGCACAAGCAGCAGCCGCACCACGUCUCUCCGCACAAGCUGCUCCUGCAAGGUCUGGAGCAGACGCCGGCCUCCAGCACCGGGGAUCUGGACAGAUCGGUCACAGGGUCUAUGGUCAACAGCUGGGGCUCAGCGUCUGAGGAUAACAUCUCGUCAGGCAGGUCCAGCGUCGUCAGCACCUCAGAGGGCUCUUUCUUCACAGACGGCGAUUUCAACCAGGCUGUGGCCUCUUCCAGGGAUAUUGUAGGCCUGCGCGUGUGCAGGUACCCUGAGGUGCCAGGUUGGCGGCACCAGCGAGCAAGCAGCCCMAUGUCGACGGACAGCAACAUGAGUCCUGCGAUAACACACAAAAGGCCCAGACGCCAUAAACCAAACCAAUCUGGACAACAGGACUACCAAUCCAAAGAUAUCUUCAGCGACGACUCUUGCAUGCCUCUAAAUUUCACGAACCAGAUGUCCCRCGACGACCAUAAAGCGAGGGGGGCAACUCUGCCUCGGAUGGGCUCCGGGCAGGGCCGGGCCAGACGRGGCAGCGCMGGGACUCACAGGGCCAGAGACGGAGCGACCGAGCAGAGAGAGAGUCAAGAAAUGAACAAGGUUCCACAUGGGCCUAAAGGAAACAACAACAACAACCGACAGCAUUCAGAAUUUGUGGACGUGCUUUUGUACAGUCGUCCAUCUUUCCCRUCAGGCCAGCCUCAGAGGGAGUCRGGCUGCAAUCCAUCAAACUUUCAGUCAUGUGGAGGCUCAAGGUCCAAACAGGGAGAGCAGGUCAUCCUCACAGAACAGGUGGAAGAGAGGACUCCCGACUCCGGAGUCAUCACAAUCCGAGCUCGCUCUGUUGUGGCCUCGUCAAGCAGCGGAUCGAAACGCUGCACAGCACCUGGUGUUUCCCAAGCAAUAGAUUAA